UCAUUUUUGGAGAGAAACUGGCGACGAUGACUCUUCUCGUAUAUUCAAUGCUGCAAGAUCCGUCAAUUGAGGAACCACCAAGGCAGAUUUGAAGGUAAGCACUGAUGUGUAGGUAAGGUAGCAAAUAUACUCCAAAAAUGUUAAAGGCAAAGCAAACUCUCUGUCGAAUCCCCAAAUCAGAAUAAGACACAAAAAGCUCCUUCUUUCUUUCUAUUUCUGUAUCAUUCAAACAAUAGUUGUUGUACACAGAUCUCAUUUCCUUCCCCUUCAAACCUAUUAAUCUCUAUUUCUGAACAAUUCGAGCUAUUUUUACCCUCCUCCACACUUUCCCCAUGGCAGACGACACAAAUAAUGAGGAGUUGAUACUCACGCAAUACUUCCAAGACCAAUUCCACGUCCCCACUCCAGGAUGGUGGGAAAAAGCUAAUCUAGCUUUCCAAACAUUGCAGAAACUUCUGGAUCCAAGCCUUGCGGGUCCAGAGAAGGACCUUGAUAGCCAAGAUCAAGGAGGUAUUCCAAGUGCUCGUUGUGCUCGCAUUGGCGCCCUUCCAAAGCUUGUCUGUUUUGCUACUGAAAGCCACGCCAUACAGUGUACGGCAAGAAACGAAACAUUGGAAUGCGUGGUUUUUGGAACCAUUUCGGCAAGUUUGUUUAUAGAAGUGUUUUGGGAGGCAAUCCAAAAGGCUCAAGUUGAGUAUCCGGAUGCGAAUAUUGCUGUGUUAUCGAUUCAGCCAGGCGCACAUCCGGUCUUUAUUAUACGGAUCAAUAGCUUCGUCUUUGAGGUUAGUUAUGGCUGUUGUGAGCCAUUUGUGAGAAGAAUCCAUGAUGAUUUGCCUCAAAGUAUUCCACUAGCGGCCCUCCAAUACUGUGACGAAUGGUUGUCAAAACAAGCCAUUAGAAUUCUUUGGUUGACCGAUUUCGCUCAAAAGUUCAAAAUAGAUAAUACUCUACACCAUGUCUACCACUACAUCAGAGCCUGGGCAACGGUUCAAGGACUCUAUGGAAGUUCUAAUAUGGGAAAUCUUACUUCCAUUUCCAUCAUCGCCCUUCUACAACAUGCAUUAUCAUCAGGUUCCGAACAACAUUAUGUGAAACCCAACGCUCCAGACACCACGGAUCAAGAAUGGGAAAAUUCAAUAAUUGCCUCCCUCUCGUCUGGCAUCAGAUCAGAAUCAUCCCAAGAGAAGCUCGAUUUUGAAACCAGAAUCCGUGAAUUUUUCACCUACUAUGGAAAAGUUCCAGAAAUCGACCUAACACCCUAUUACAUGGAAUGUGGUACCGGUCUCUUCAACGAUGAAAAUGAACAUCUAACCGAAAACCAGCUCACUCAAUGGAUCGACAUCUAUAAUCUCUACCAUCUUCAAAAUGUAGAUAGAUCGACCCUCGAACUUCUUUACCUAAAAUUCCAGCUUAUGCAUUCCAUCAUCGAAAGUACCCUCACAGAAAGUUAUCACCAUUUCUUAUAUUGGAAAAAUCUUCUCGCGAGUAUUCAACAACAAGAUGUGCCGGCUAAAGUUGUGGGUGAAAAUGUCAUUCAAAUAGAUUUCGUAUAUUCAGGCACUUCCUCGCUGGAAUGUGAAAGGUGGUUGGAUAUGCUUCGUGAUAGAUUGGUAGUAUUGAGGAGCUCUCUAACAAACCUUACAUCGUCAUCUUCACCCUUAAUCCUUCAUCUAUGGCCCCAACCCCUAGUCGAUCAAGAAGCAGAUGAUUCGUCUCCCUUCUACGAAGGAUGCUUUCUCCUCGGUCUGACCAAUAUCGACUCCCUAGAUCUCAAUCCCGCCCUCGAAAAAUGGCUUUCCUCACUCCAGAAAGAGAAAUCCACACCCCCAAAUCAAAAAGGCUAUCUAUCCUUUACCAUCCACACCUCAUUCCUAGAAACAUCCCAUCUCCAUCUCCGACCCAGCACCCGUACUUUCUAUCCCCCCUCCAUCACUCCACCCAACACCUCCCUUUCAACUUUCUCCCCCACUCACUCUGCAACCCCAACCCCAACCCCAACACCUCUCCCCCUCCCCACACAAAAGUCCCCUCCCCUCCGCACCGCAAAAGAUAUUCUCCACCGUCUCCUCCACGACCCCUCCUACUCCAUCGAAAACCACUUGAUCGGCUAUCGCGAUCGCCACGCUGGCGUCAUGUUCAAAAAUGCUUCUGACUGGAAACUCGAUACCAUGGACGAGGAAUGGAUUCCUGAACAUAAAGUUUUGUACUUCAUCCAAACCCUACCCGACAAAAACAAAAAAAAAUUCAUCUGGCACCGCGAACAAAAACUCGAUCUCCUCUUCGGAAGCGGCGGAUCCAUAUCGCGCUGGGGAAUCAACGGAGAGAAAUUCAAUAUCAAGGUUCCUGGAUUUAUUUGAUAUGAAAGAGAAAUACCAAGAUGGUGCUGCUGGUAUCAUACCAGAAUACAUAAAUAAAAUACAUAUAAUAUAAGCAGAGGCGUGGAAUGCGAUAUCCACUACAAUUUAAAUACACCUCCAUUACAUCUCCCCAUUUAUCCACUUGUACAUAUGAUAUUAGUUGUUGAUACACAUACGUCCCCACACAGACAGCCAGGCAACCAACCAACCCAGUAGCCAGCCAGCC
Messenger RNA from Botrytis byssoidea, 2583 nucleotides. RefSeq lists its product as uncharacterized. The transcript has 6 exons. The coding region runs from base 333 to 2357 and encodes 674 amino acids. NCBI's taxonomy places the organism in Eukaryota, Fungi, Ascomycota, Leotiomycetes, Helotiales, Sclerotiniaceae. The record is from RefSeq and is a predicted model, not a curated record.